CCGGACCGGUUCAGGAAUAAUCAGCUUGAACCUUGGCCGUGAACUCAUCGACUGCGGCUGAGGCCCACAUGGUGAGCAGUUGUGUCUUGAGCCGAGGCUUCUACGGGAGGGAAUCAAGUCGACUGUCUGCGAGUCAUCCUCAGCAUCCGUCAUGCACAGCAUCAGAAUAAGUACCCUCCGUGGAUCUCGUUUCUUCCCACUGCCAUGCACCUCCCCUCCGAAUCCUCAGAAGAUCGUAACGCGGUCCUGCACAUCGGUACGGACAACCGGUGUACUUCCGGGCCCUUUUGACAGAAUUUCAGUACGGGACCUGAGGGGAGAUGCCAUUGGCGCUCUAGAUCACCCACUCGCCUCCAGCUCGGACUAUCCCGACGUAGUGCUUGAAGUAGCAGCAAAUCUCUCGCAUGGGCGGCCCAGCUCGGAUUACUUGAUUCUGUGGGAACUAAUCCUGCAGCAUUGGUUUCCGCAGGACCAAGGCUAUCAGAUCCAGCAUGAAUGGAAACUGCCACACUCGUCGUCGUGUUCGACUCUUGCCGUGUUCGAUCAGCAUAGCAACACACCCGUCCUUCUCCUACAGCUCUGCGCGCUCGAAGACUUCGACGAUAUCCAGACACGUGCAACUGCGGAGGCGUUCUCCGAAGAGGACUUCCACCACGUUGCGCAGUACUGUAGCUCCGGUCCGCUCUGUGCUCUGACUGCCAUGGGGCAGAGGUGGAUGGCGUUCCAGCGCUUCGACGCCUUGACUGGCCGUGAGGCACCACAACUUAGCGGAGAGAGGCGCGUUCAAUGGAUGGAUGAUGCCAUUUCAGAGUUGUCAUACGAUCUUCUCCGGAGUCUGCUUGUGGAUCUCAAAGAAGGUGUUCGAGUGCUCCGCCUAAAUCACUAGCUUGUAUCAGCUCUUGUAUCGCAUGUACUUAUGUCGUUGCUGAGCAUAUGAGAUUCGUGACAGAGUCGC
Messenger RNA from Mycena citricolor, 955 nucleotides. The record is from the annotation of a GenBank genome assembly. Lineage: Eukaryota; Fungi; Basidiomycota; Agaricomycetes; Agaricales; Mycenaceae.